Messenger RNA from Ziziphus jujuba (common jujube), 4631 nucleotides. Its product is annotated as serine carboxypeptidase-like 18. The record is from RefSeq and is a predicted model, not a curated record. NCBI's taxonomy places the organism in Eukaryota, Viridiplantae, Streptophyta, Magnoliopsida, Rosales, Rhamnaceae. The transcript has 14 exons. Bases 127 to 1557 code for a protein of 476 amino acids. Gene Ontology annotation, molecular function: acyltransferase activity, transferring groups other than amino-acyl groups; serine-type carboxypeptidase activity. Gene Ontology annotation, biological process: secondary metabolic process; proteolysis.
CCGGAAGGUUGGCUGGUAGCUGACCAUUUCAUGACAUCCGAAUCCAAUAUCCCAUUCCACAAAAUUAAUUCCCAACCCACAGCUGCAAUAUAUUCAUGUUAAAUUUGAUUAACUGGGCAAGAAAAUAUGCCACUGAAUUUCUUCAACUUCAUUGGCUUCCCACUAAGUUUUCCACUUCUGCUUUUCCUACAAGCAACGCUACUUUCUGAUGGGUCAAUCGUGAAGACUCUUCCGGGUUUCCCCGGUGUUCUACCUUUCAAGCUUGAAACAGGAUAUGUUAGAGUGGAGGAGUCCGAACUUUUCUAUUACUUCGUUGAAUCACAAGGCCGAGCUCCAUUUGACCCACUUAUACUCUAUCUUAAUGGUGGACCUAGCUGUUCUGGCUUAAAUGGCUUUCUCUACCAAGCUGGUCCAUUGGUUUUCAAUAUAACUGAUUACACAGGGGGUUUACCAGCUUUGUCCUUAAACCCAAACUCAUGGACAAAGACAGCUAGUAUAAUCUUUGUGGAUGCACCAAUUGGCACUGGCUUUUCCUAUGCAACAACGCCACAAGGUUAUAGCGUCUCUGACACAAAAUCAGCAAGACAAACUCAUAAUUUUAUUAGAGAGUGGUUAAUUAAUCAUCCAGAAUUCAUAAAAAAUGAAUUCUUCAUUGCUAGCGAUGCAUAUUCUGGGAUAGUAACACCUGUAAUCGCAGAGGAAAUAUUAAAUGGCAAUGAAAUAGGAGCUGAGCCUCGAAUAAACCUGAAAGGGUUUUUGAGUGGAUCCCCACAUACUGAUAAACUCCAGGAAGACAAUUCAAUAAUUCCCUAUUCCUACCAGAUGGCACUUAUAUCAGACCAUCUUUAUCAGUCUGCCAGAAUAAGUUGCAACGAACAGUAUGUCAUUGUAGAUCCAUCUAAUGCAAAAUGUUUGACGGAUCUUGAAGCAAUCUAUGAGUGCAUUGGACAAAUAGACUUUGCCAACAUUUUGGAACCCAGAUGUGAUAUUAAUCUGGUCCCAGAAGAAAAAGAUGGUCAACAAGCUCGAAGAUCUCUCAAAGAGAAUCAAACUUAUAAUUUCAAUUCGUCCGUACAAAAAACCGAUAAGAAGUUUUGGUGCCGGAAUUUUGUUUAUGCAUUGUCUAACAUUUGGGCUAACGACAGAAGUGUUCAAAAUGCACUUCACGUUCGACAGGGAACAAUUAGAGAAUGGGUCAGAUGCAACGAGAGCAUAAUACAACAAACAUACUUAUAUGACAUUAGGAGUGCAAUUGUUUAUCAGAAAAAUCUUACCAACACAGGCUUACAAGUCCUGCUUUACAAUGGUGAUCAUGAUUUGGGUCUACCACAUAUUUCUACACAAAAAUGGAUCAAGUCUCUCAAUUUAAGUAAACAAAGUGAAUGGCGACCAUGGUUUGUCGAUGGUCAAAUUGCAGGUUACACAGUCAAGUAUUCAAAUCAAGGGUACCACUUAACUUAUGUGACAGUGAAGGGAGCGGGUCACUCACCUACGGAGUACAAAAGUAAAGAAUGCUACUCCAUGUUUGAAAGAUGGAUUCAUUAUUAUCCUCUCUAAGUUAAUUUGAAACUAAACUAUUUACAUUUAUAUAUAGAUAUAUAUAUAUAUAUAUAUAUAUAUGCAUCAACUAUAUUGAUAACUGGAAUCAACUUUGGCAUUUGGGUAUUAGGCAUUGUAAACGUAAUAUAACAAUACAUUACCAAACCAGAGAAGAGUAGUGUCUACAAAAACGAAUCCAAUAAAUAUCAGAGACACCAAAUCCUACCUUUCAGGUUUUGGUAGAGAGACAGAAUACAUAAUUAUACCUUUAUGUGCUUAUUCUUAACCAAUACCAUUUAUGUGUGUACCUUUGGUGGAAUUAAGAUAUAUAUAGAUUCUUAGAAUUAAUCAAUAUAUACUGAAUCUCCAACUAUUUAACGAAAUUUGAAAGUGCAAAUUUAGAGCCUUACACAAAUAUAAGAUUUCACAUUGCAUCAUUUACUUACACUCUACAAGAGAAACAUAUUUUGGAAAAAAAUAAUAAUAAUAAUAAUAUGUUCAAUUACAAUUUAAAGUCAGUCAAAAAAUGCUUCAAGAGCUAAAGGGUGUAACCCUCGACACUAUUGAUGACUAGAUUAGAGCAAGAUGUUUUAGAUUCCAUCAAAACCAAUUCCCUCGGCUUUAGUAUAUAGGUCCACUAUUACUAUUAAUGCUAUUCAUCAACAAUAUCUUUCUAAAACAUAUAUAUUAAUUACUUGGACUCCAUUGAAUCAAUUAAGUUUGUGGAAGGAAGAGUAAUUGGAAUGUUUAGAUUGGUUGGAUAAAAGAUAUGCUAAAUCUUUAUUAUUCAUGAAACAUUGGAAGCUUGAUAAUAAUGAUACCAAAACAGCUGCUGACUCUUGGGCAGAGAAUGUAUCAAGUUAAUGAAGUGGGUGAUUUAAAAACAAAUUGUUAAUCUUUAUUCAUGCAAUAAGUGGGAGACUGGUAUAUAAGGAGACAGAUCAAGAGAUGACAAGAGAGAGGAUUGAGAGAGAUUGAUGGAUGUGGAGAGAAAGGUAAAUAUGCGUGGAAAAAGAGCUAUGGACACCCUCAACAACCUCUUACUUCUCAAUUUAUUAAUACUCCUAAUGCAAUUUCCGCGGGAAAUCCUUUGAAAAUUCAUGGUUCUUCUACCAUUGUGCUGAAACUGAUUUCUACCUCCAUCAUACUUGAUUAGCUACAUUUUGUUUUGAGGAGGAAUUACUUGACAAGUACGAGAUUCAACAUUUCUUUCAUGAUCAUGAUCAUCAUAGUUUGUCACCUCAUGGACAUGCCACAUAUUACUAUGAAGACCGCGCAAGAAUAUUAUUUCAGAUGUCCAACAUUGUAAUGGACGUGGAGUUGACACAUUCGGCAUCCCGAUGUUCAAAUGCAGUGAGUGUUCAUUCUAUCCUCCAUGUUCGAUGUUCUCAAUUCCAAAAGAUAUGUUACAUCCUUUUCAUUCACAACACCAUGUUAGUCUUCUUGAUAAGCCCACCCCCUUGGCUUCGAGUCCAAACAACUAUGCUGCAUUGCAUGUCAAAAGAGUAUCAACAAUGAAUUCAUCCUCCAUUGUUCCCUUUGUCAAUUCAAUCUCGACCUUGGAUGUGCACUCCAAAACCCCACUAAGAAUCAUGGCCUUCGCGAGCAUUGUCUUGCGCAUUUCAACAAGAUAUAUCAUGAUGAUGUUCUGUCCUGUCUGUAAUACACUCUGCAAUAGCAACUUAUUCCGCUGCUUCCUCUGCAAUUUCAGUAUCCACUCUUGAUGCGCCUCUUUGUCAGUUACCAUUGAUUAUGAAGAUCAUGUUCAUCCUCUCACACUUACCAGUUCAUUCAAAGAAGACGAUUCGGGUCAUUACUUUUGUGAUCUUUGUGAAGAAAGAAGAGAUCCAAAUCACGGUGUUUCUUUAUGUAUUAUAUGUCCUUUAGUAGUUCAUUUUUAUCGCUGUCUAGAGUUGGAGGCAUCCUCUUGUGAGACCCUAAAAGAUGACUCAGACACAUCAAGUGAUCAGGAAGAAGAAGAAGGAGGAGUAAUGUAUUCUGAAGAGGAGUCCCAUCUUUCUUGAAUUGGAUAUGGAAAUAACAAAACUCAGAGAAGUGGUAAGAAAAUUGAUCAUCAAGGAAAGAUGACUCAGACACAUCAAAAUCUCAGAGAAGUGGCAUGCUCUUGUCAGAAGCUAGAAGACGACUCAAGACACAUCAACUGCUCAGGAAGAAGAAGGAGGAGUAUAUAUACUCUGAAGAGGAGUUCCAUCUUUCUUGAAUUGGAUAUGGAAAUGGCAAAAUACAGAGAAGUGGUAACAAAAUUGAUCAUGAAGAGAAGACUAGGGAAACAACUUAUAGAAAAACUCAAGGAACUUGACGAAACAACUCCAAAAAGAGAGACUGAUUGAAUAGUAAAGGUCACUCGGGGACAGAGCCAUUAUUGGGAACAUAGAAAUACGUACUCUUCUUUGCCCAGACUAAAUCCUAUUUAAAGAAAAAGUAUAUAUGAUUUUCCUUCUUUCACUCCCAACCAUACAAAAAUUGGCAGAGAAAUUGAUAAGAAAUGUGACAAGAAAUGAAGUGGAAAAGCUUGUGAGGGAAAUAAUGGAAGAAGAUGAGAGGAAGGUGGCAGAGUGGAAGAGAGACGCCAGGAAAGCCAAUGUACCUGGUGGUUCUUCAUUAUUUAAUUUCAAGAAGAUGAUCAUGGAGCUGCGCUGUCAUCCCCAGAUUUAACCGUUAUCACUCCUAAAAAACCAUACCAGUGUGCAGCCUAAAAGCUAUGUGUGCGAAUCUGAAAUUUUAUAAUAUUAUUGCUGAACUUAUUCAACAGAAUUUACAAUUCAAAAACCACAGCACAAUGAAUCUGCGAAAAUGCAAACAUGUGUAUACAUGCACAAGCACAAAUGGUGCAGAACAGCUUAAAGUUUAGUGUGCACACUUUAUGGCAUUGAAGGAUUUUUAUUUUUUUUUUUGUUAAAUAGUUUAACUGGAUAUGACAGCAAACUUUCUGAAACACACAGAGGACCAAAGUGGCAAGAUCUGAAGCACAGUUCAUUACUUAAUCUCACUAAAUUUUUUCUGAAUCAAAAGUUGUGCCCCUUCUACCAACUGCUUUACCACUUCACCUGCAGGUAUAAUAUCCUUGAGGA